ACUGCCCUGCUGUCUCUCCCUGGACGCGCCAGCGCCCCGCCACCUGCGGCCGGGGGCUCAGUGCCCACAGCCCUUCGGUAGGCGGCUUUGCUCUGCCCAAGGGUCAGAGGUGCGCGUGACUGUCGUCUAGGGUGCGAAGGGUGUACCAAUCGCAGCCGUGGGCGCAGAACCGGGACGCCCCGCCCUCGGGGCCACUGCUCGCGCCUUCUCGUCGUAGUCGCGAACGCCGUCCGCCCGGGAGGCGCCCUGCGACCCGCGCGAUGAGUGCCAACGAGGACCAGGAGAUGGAACUGGAAGCAUUACGCUCUAUAUAUGAAGGAGACGAAAGUUUCCGGGAAUUAAGUCCAGUUUCAUUCCAGUAUAGGAUAGGUGAGAAUGGCGAUCCCAAAGCCUUCCUGAUAGAGAUUUCCUGGACAGAAACGUAUCCCCAGACGCCUCCCAUCAUAUCUAUGAACGCUUUUUUUAACAACACCAUAUCCUCCGCUGUAAAGCAGAGCAUUUUGGCCAAGUUACAGGAGGCCGUGGAAGUGAACCUGGGCACCGCCAUGACCUACACACUGUUCGAGUACGCCAAGGACCACAGGGAGCAGUUCAUGGAGAACCACCGUCCCGCCGCGUCCGCGACAUCCAUGAGCAAUAUCAUCUCAGCUGAAACUCCAACUAUGGCCCCAUCAAGUAAGAAAAAAGACAAAAAAGAACAACUUUCCAAAGCCCAGAAACGUAAACUGGCAGAUAAAACAGAUCACAAAGGCGAACGUCCGCGAGGGUGGAACUGGGUUGACGUGGUGAAGGUACGUACUAUUUCUGUUCUGGCCUCAGGGCUCCGUAGGACUGUCACCGUCAAGUAA
Messenger RNA from Pteronotus mesoamericanus, 848 nucleotides. It is a transcript of the gene RWDD4, whose product is annotated as RWD domain containing 4. Gene Ontology annotation, molecular function: protein binding. NCBI's taxonomy places the organism in Eukaryota, Metazoa, Chordata, Mammalia, Chiroptera, Mormoopidae. The coding region runs from base 261 to 848 and encodes 195 amino acids. The record is from RefSeq and is a predicted model, not a curated record. The transcript has 6 exons.